Molecule: messenger RNA, 378 nt
Organism: Phytophthora sojae
Lineage: Eukaryota; Oomycota; Peronosporomycetes; Peronosporales; Peronosporaceae
Exons: 3
Coding region: 1-378 (125 amino acids)
Source: RefSeq, a predicted model, not a curated record
AUGCUCGAGGAGUACAUUGAAGUGGUUAUGCCUAUUAUUUUCAAUCUGCAUCAAUUGGCAUCGUUUUACAUGCCAAACAGCGUAUACUACCCUCCUCUGGCAGGGCUCACCAGUACUCAAUUCUUUUCACGGGUCUACUACAGAUUGGCCUACGCUGCAUUCGAAUUUGUCUCUCUGGUUGUGGUCAUUAAUGUGUCGAAGCGGACAUUGCGCUUUUCUUCAUUGCAUCAGCUGGGGUUCGUACUGGAAAAGCACGCAGGUACGAUUCAGCUGAAGCUUAUCUCUAUGUUUGUCUACAUCAUGCAACUGUCAUUGAAACACGUUGGGGCUGACUUCAGCUUUAAGUUCUCCUGGCUGCACCCUGCUAAGACUGGGUGA